AUGUGCCGCCAUAACUUCGGUGCCCUUACCUGCGAGUCGUGUCGUUCAUUCUUUAGGAGAAAUGCAAACAGAGCUCAGAGAUUGAUUCAUACAUACAAAGAGAGGGAACUAAUCGCUAAAUCUAAUGAUUUGAAACAAAUAAAAUAUAAAGAGAGAAGUCUUUCUCAAGUCUUGACAGACAGUUCGCCGUCGGAUGUGAUGUCUUUGUGUCGAAAGUAUGGGAUGAGUGACAACACAACCAAUACUGCCAUCAGUCACAUCUCAGACAUUAUACGUGGGUCCACAGAAGAUGCUGCGAUUUUGAGAUUUGAUGUUUUAAGAAUGGGUGUCCACAAUAUCUAUGAUUUUCAAAAGACCUUCAUGAAUAAACUUAAUGAAGAGUGUAGUAAUGACAUGAAUCUAAUAGAUUUGUUAUGA
Messenger RNA from Medioppia subpectinata, 417 nucleotides. The record is from the annotation of a GenBank genome assembly. NCBI's taxonomy places the organism in Eukaryota, Metazoa, Arthropoda, Arachnida, Sarcoptiformes, Oppiidae.